Phlebotomus argentipes is the source of this 2805-nucleotide messenger RNA. RefSeq names its product vacuolar protein sorting-associated protein 53 homolog (gene Vps53). Gene Ontology annotation, cellular component: GARP complex. The coding region runs from base 153 to 2726 and encodes 857 amino acids. NCBI's taxonomy places the organism in Eukaryota, Metazoa, Arthropoda, Insecta, Diptera, Psychodidae. The transcript is spliced from 2 exons. Gene Ontology annotation, biological process: retrograde transport, endosome to Golgi. The record is from RefSeq and is a predicted model, not a curated record.
UUGAAUUACAAAUUUCCGGAGACUUCGGAAAAUUUAGGGAUAAUUUUUGACAGCUCAUCAGAGAGAGAUUCUAACCUCACAAAACACAUCAUCGAAGUGUCUCUGUCGCAGCAAUUCAGCAGUUUUGGGGCUCUUCCUCCUCAUUGGCGGCGAUGUUGGGUGGUCAGGAUGACUUCGAUGGUGGCCAGGGAGAGAAUAGGAUCGCCACAAUUGUGCUGACCAGCGAUGUGCAGGCGGCGAUCGAUCAGGUGCUGCAGAAUCCGGGCGCCAGUCCGCUGGACCAGCCGGACUUCAAUCCCACGGAUUACAUCAACCAGCUGUUCCCCAACGAGCAGUCGCUCUCCAACAUUGACGAUGUCAUCGCCAAGAUGGAGUGCGAAGUGAGCGUGAUCGAUGACAACAUCCGGAGUGUCGUGCGCGGCCAGACGAACACUGGGCAGGACGGGAAGAAGGCGCUGGAGGACGCCCAGCGGACCAUCAUGCAGCUGUCGGGGCAGAUCACGGAGAUCAAGACGCGCGCCGAGAAGACGGAGGACAUGGUGAAGGAGAUCACGCGCGACAUCAAGCAACUGGACUCGGCCAAGAAGAAUCUCACCUCGGCCAUCACGACGCUCAAUCAUCUGCACAUGCUGGUGGGCGGCGUGGAGAGUCUGACGAAGCUGGCGGAGAAGCGGCUGUACGGCGAGGUGCUGAACCCACUGCAGGCCAUCACGGAGGUGAAUCUGCACUUCCAGCAGUACACGGAAGUGGCGCACAUCAAGACGCUGUCGGACAAGGUGUCGCAGAUUCACGCCGAGUUGGCCACGCAAAUCACGGAGGACUUCAAGAAUGUGUUCACGCCUGGGCAGCAGAAUGUGGUGAAGAUGAGCCUGUCGCAGCUGGCGGACGCCUGCAAAGUGGUGUCUGUGCUGGAGCCCAAAGUCAAGAGGGAACUACUCAAGUGGUUCAUCAAUCUCCAGCUGCAGGAGUACGUUCAGCUGUUCCACGAGAAUCAGGACAUCGCGUGGCUGGACAAGAUAGACAAGCGUUAUGCCUGGAUCAAGCGACACUUGCUGGACUUCGAGGACAAGUUCGGGAAGAUCUUCCCGCUGGACUGGGAAGUCUCUGAGCGGAUCACCGUGCAAUUCUGCCACACGACGCACGAGCAGCUCUCCAAGCUGAUGGCGCGACGACGCGUGGAGAUGGAUGUGAAGCUGCUGCUGUACGCCAUCGGUAAGACGACUGCCUUCGAGGCGCUGCUGGCGAAGAGAUUCACCGGCGUCACGCUGCAAGACGCGCCCGGCAAGAGUCCACCGACGCCAGUCAAGCCCCUCCCGGUGCAGGAAGUGAAGAGCGCCGCGGAAUCGCCGGCGCAGAGUGAGACGGAGGAGGGCGUGGUGAAGGCUGUAGCGUCGCCGUUCUCGGAUCUCAUUGGGUCGUGCUUCAAGCCCUACCUGGACAUCUACACGGACAGCAUUGACAAGAACCUGGCGGAGUUGAUUGAGCAGUUCGUGCAGGCCAAGGCGCCUCUGGAUCCCGUGUCCAGGACGACGGUGCUGCCCAGCUGUGCGGAUCUGUUUGUAUUCUACAAGAAGUGCAUGGUGCAGUGCGUACAGCUGAGCAAUGGGAAGCCCAUGUACGACCUGGCGAUGGUGUUCAAGAAAUACUUAAGGGAGUACGCCGCCAAGAUCCUGGAGAGUCGCAUUCCAAAGCUCACGGCGUCCUACACGCCUUCCUCCAUCAGCACCAGCAUGUCGCUUCUGACGCGCGAUCUGCAGAAUCUCUCCACGGCGGCCGGACAGGUGAUUCACAGCUUCCUGAAGGAGGGCGAGGCGCCGCGCUUCACCCGGGAGGAGAUCACCACGAUCUGCUGCAUCCUCACCACGGCGGAGUACUGUCUGGAGACGGUGCAGCAGCUGGAGGACAAGCUGCGGGAGAAGGUGGAUGCGACGUACAGCGAGAAGAUCGAUCUGGGCGAGGAGAAGGACGUCUACCAUCGCAUCAUCUCCAACUGCAUUCAGCUGCUGGUGCAGGACUUGGAGACCGGCUGCGAGCCGGCGCUGAUUGUCAUGAGCAAGAUUCAGUGGCAGACGAUCAGCAAUGUGGGCGAUCAGAGUAGUUUCGUCAACUCCAUCAUUGGCCACUUCAAGCUCACCAUUCCAACCAUCCGGGACAACCUGGCCACAUCGCGAAAGUAUUACAUCCAGUUCUGCCACAAGUUCGUCAACUCCUUCAUCCCGAAGUACAUCAAUCACCUGUACAAGUGCCGCCUGACGAGCGUCCAAGAGAGCAAUGUGCUGGGCUGCGAGCAGCUGCUCCUGGACACGCACAGUCUCAAGACGGUGCUGCUGGACUUGCCGUCGAUUGGGUCGCAGGUGAACCGCAAGGCGCCGGCCAGCUUCACGAAGAUCGUCAUCAAGGGCAUGACCAAAGCGGAGAUGAUUAUCAAAGUCGUGAUGGCGCCCGUCAUUCCGGCCAGCGUCUUCACGGAGCAGUUCCUCAAGCUCCUGCCCGACAGCACGCUCGUGGAAUUCCACAAGAUUCUCGACAUGAAGGGCAUGCGGCGUGUGGAUCAGGCGCAGCUGGCGGAGCUGUUCAAGCGCACGGCGCCCAAGGAGAAUCUCUCGCUCGCCCUGGACGCCGUGUCGGCGUCCAGCGUGGCCGCGAAGCUGCUGGACAGUCCGGAGGGCGACAAGGGACGCAUCAAGAAGCUGGAGAAGUUGAUAAAGAAGCGCCUGCCCAACUAGUUUUCUUUUCAAUGUAUUUCUUCGUCCUGCAAGAUAUAUUUAUACAGCAAUUUUGGGGGAAUUUUUCUGUUAAAAUUUA